UUUAGAACUGGAUAGUGAGAACCAUGCCGCCAAUGUGGAGAAUAUUAUGUUAGAAGGAGAAUCUCCUGUACACCAAGAGAAUCCCGAUUACUAACUUGUUACAACAAGGACUGGACAUGUUGUGCAACCUCCCUCAAGAUAUGGACAAAAAGGUGUUGAGUUCCGGAUCAAUGUUCCCGAAACUCAAAAGGUUGAGGGUGUUAAAAAGAGCUUAAAAUUUCGCGCAUAAUUAUCGUUUGUGAGAAGCACACUGCAAUUCAUCGCUACUUCAACAACGCGCUUAGAACGAGCGGCGAAAAAGGAUGUAUUCUAUGACAUGUAAAACAUGUAUUCUAAGACAGACAAAAUUUGAAAUUGUAAAUUUAAUGUUAUUUAAAAUAUAUUGUAGUGUUCGUCUACUCGUGGCCUAUUUAUUGAGUUUCGCUAUUUUUUUAAGGUUGAGUCAACAUCGGAGGUACAGUCACGCCGGGAAGAAAAGAAAACUUAAACCAAAAGUUAAAAAUAUGCCUCGGGAAGUAGUAAAGGAUGCAAUGGAGCAAAAUGAUUUUUCUGGUCUCGGCUGUUUUGACACUGCUAUUAAUGAAAUGAUUACUGCGUUACCAUCGUUCGAUAUUUACGAUGGAAACUAUGGCAAUGUGAAUGUUACAACAUCAAAUAAAGAAAACGAAAAUACAGAUAUGGAAAUGACGGAUGAAAAUUAUAGUCAUGACUGUCGAUGUGAAACAAAUGCAAAAGAACUUAGUGAAGAAAACAAUGAAAACAUAGAUGACGAAACGUGGAGAAAACAAACUUUAGGAGCUGGCUCUCAAAACAUUACACCACCAUCUAAUAAAAAGCCAUUGAAGGAUUUCUGUUUAAGUUGGAGGAACAGGAAAGAUUUGAAGAUACGUUAUACACGAAGAUACCUCUUGGAACGCCAAAGCGAUCCUCUUUCAAUGAUUUUCCCUAAAUGUUUGUUAAAGUUCCUGAACACUGGAGAAAUACCUCUCCGAGUACCAGAAUUUAUGACAGUUUCAUCAUCUAAUGGCACAAUUCCAAAAAUCACGAAUGAAUGCAGGAAUAUGGAUCACAUAUUAUUUUAUACAAGUUUGCCUUAUACUCGUAUGCGCCCUUUGUGUUCAAACAUCAGAAGGAAACCUUUCAAAUUAUGCUACUAAUCAUUUCACUAGUGGUUCAACUAGUUGAAAUCAAAAUUCAGUUUGCAUUUAUCUCGUGAGAAUAUAAAUGGUAUAAAAGUAUUUAGCUUAGGGAAAGUUCGAUUCGAAGGAUUUGAACGGAAGAUUGACAAGCAAAAGCAGCCGUAAAGAGGACAAAAGAAAACCAAGUGACUUGAAAUUAAGUUCUUUUUCCAUUCACUAACCAUAAGUUUAUGCAAACAUUUUCCAUCGAAAUUUAAUAUUCAGUUAUGGAUUUUUAACUUAAAUGAUACAUAAUGAUAAAUGUGUAAAAUAUGCAAACUUCAUUUCAAAAUAAUACCUGAAGAACACAGUGAAUUUGUCUGAAAGUGAAAUGUAUAAAUAAUAAGUGAAAAAGUACAGAAAAUUUUGUUGAAAGCGAAUUCAUUUUACGCAGUUUUAUUCUAAGCUCAGUUAUACAUGGAGACUUUUAUAAUGCUUAAAGUUAUUUGAAUUCUUUCCAGAAAAAGGACCUUUUUACGAAAACCCAUAUUCUGCUAGCAGGAAAAUAUCGUCAUAUAUUUCCUUAUGCUAAUAUAUUUCUCAUGCAGAC
This is a messenger RNA of Stegodyphus dumicola, 1728 nucleotides long. RefSeq lists its product as uncharacterized. Lineage: Eukaryota; Metazoa; Arthropoda; Arachnida; Araneae; Eresidae. The record is from RefSeq and is a predicted model, not a curated record.